UGUAACCCUUCGCUGUUAUUACAGUUGCACCCGUGUUAGCCCCCUGAGAGCAUGUCAACGACUAAUUGGUUCGACUCUAACAUCCCCCCAACUGCCAGCCCCGAAAAGGAUGUUUCCUGGCAGGCAACAAAGUGUAGUGUCCGCGAACGAAAUGCCCAUCUUGUGGGCAAUGAACUCAUGUCGGACGUUACGUUUGUUGUGGGAGCGGGAAGAGUGAAAAUUCCCGCCCAUAGGCAUGUUCUGGCAAGUACCAGUGCUUCCUUCUACGAAGCCCUGUACGAACGGAAGGAUCCACCACCGGAAAUUGAGGUUACAGACGUUGAAGAAGUUCACUUCCGUACCCUCUUGCGCUACAUGUACUGCGACGAACUUAGUACAACAUCUGAGAACUGCUUUGAACUUCUGCGUCUAUCUCUGCGCUUUGGGCUUCGACAUAUGGAGACACAAGUGGUGGACUACAUUGAGAAGAGUCUCUGUACGGACAAUGUGUUGGAUAUCUUCCAGCAAUCAACUGUCAUGGGAUGUCAGGGACUACGUGAACGAUGCUAUCGGAUAAUUGAGUGGACAAUCAGGGAAAUUCUCAAUACGGAGAAAUUUGUCAAUACUUCUCGGGAAAUUUUGGGAUUAAUCCUCCAAAUGCCACGUCUCAAUUGUCGCGAAGUUGAAAUCUAUCGUGCUGUAAUGGCAUGGAUUGAGCAUCAAUGCCUCGUUAGGGAUCUUCCGAUUGACGGGGAACCAAGGAGAGAAUGGCUUGGCUUGGACCUUCUUCAUCUCAUUCGUUUCCCCACAAUGACUGCUGAGGAAUUCUCCGAAUGUGCCACCGUUGAUGGCUUCCUCACAGCAGAUGAGAUCUCACGAAUCUUCCUCGUGAUUAUGGAUAAAUUCAGCGGUGCCAUUGAGUUCUCCCACAUGCCGCGUACUUCGGUUAUUUCCUUCGAAACAUCCCGCAGCAUUGUCAUCCUCAAUCGCUUCUCCAAGUGGUCACGUGGCUUCAAUCGUACCAUCUCCUACGAUCACCACAGUGUCCUCAUUAGUGUGACAAAGCCAACAAUUGUUGCUGGUUUUGGGCUCCUUCUUGAUCAGAGUGACGUCGGCCUCGAUGGGGCCAUUCUAACCUUCGCCAGUCGCGACAUUCAACUCGAUAAACUCGAAGCAGGGACACACAUCAACAGAAUCGCCAUGAAGGAUAACUUCUACAUGGUUCACGUACUCCUUGAGCAACCAAUGCUACUGGAAACAAACGAAGUCUACCUCGUCAAGCUGACAAAUCCAACAAAUGGCUUCCAAACCAUCUCGGGGGAGGUGAGAGACAAAAUUGCCUUCGGAAAUGCCUUAAUUACCUUCAAGAAGCCCACAAAGAGUCCCUACGUCAAUGCAAUAGCUGAAAUUCUAACGCUUUGCUAAAUAAUUUCUUUUUGUAAUAAGACCUUUUUUCUUUCAAAUAAAACAUCCGAAUAUAAACUAAA
Messenger RNA from Lutzomyia longipalpis, 1466 nucleotides. Its product is annotated as BTB/POZ domain-containing protein 3-like. The record is from RefSeq and is a predicted model, not a curated record. Gene Ontology annotation, molecular function: protein binding. Bases 52 to 1404 code for a protein of 450 amino acids. The transcript has 3 exons. Lineage: Eukaryota; Metazoa; Arthropoda; Insecta; Diptera; Psychodidae.